CCACCCCAUCCUUCGUCCUCCAUCCGCCAACUUCCAUCUGCCCCAUCAAGCAGCCGAUAAGCAUGGCCAUCACCUGGUCUUCGUCGUAUGCGCUGCCGCUUGCAAUCGCCGGUGCAAUCGCGGCGUACAUGGUCCUUCGUCGGCCCCGCCAUCUCCCAGAUAUUCCCGGCGACUACCAGUGGCCAUUGGUCGGCAAUCUGCCCUAUCUCCUUCCAUUCAGCCGAAAGAGCAAGAGUCAUCUCUAUAUGCGCCGGUGCAUGCAGCUCUACGGCAAGGUUGACCAGGGAUACAUAUUCGGCAACGUUUUCGUUAAUUUCUCGGACGCCAAUGUCGUUCGUGAACUCUUGCGUCAGGAUGAAAACGGCGCUAUUGUCCGAGGCGACAUUGUUCAGAAAGCCUUCCGCGGUGUCGGGAACUGGAUUCUCUUUUUGAUGCCGAUGGACCGCCACUGGAAGCGUCACCGCAAGAUGAUCCAGCCAGGCUUUGGGCCAGCCCAGCUGCGACGCACCGCCGUCUCAACCAACGAGUUUCUGGAUACGCUGCUCGAGCACUGGAUCAGCACCGACGCCUCUGUCGUCGACUUCCACACGAUCGCCUCCGCCGUGAUCAUGGACAUUCUGGGCGACGUCGGCUUCUCGUACCGGUUCAACAUGGUCAAACACCUCGACGACCCAGAGAAGCUCAACGAGAUCUUCCAGCCCUUUGAUCGCCUCUUCCGCAUCAGCUUCGAGCGAUCGCGCUAUCCAGCCUUUUUGUGGGAAUGGUUCAAUCUCGGGGACGACCAAAUCAAGCCGCACAUCGGGGCUCUGCACACCCUUGUCCUUGCCGUCUUGAACGAGCGCCGCGCGGCCGAAGCCUCGGUACUGAAAGCAGAAGCCCGGGACAUUGUGGGCCGCCUGAUCUGUGUCGACGACGAGGGAAGCGAGCAAUUCACGGACGAGGAGAUAUGCGACGAGCUCCUGGGCUUUUUCUUUGCCGGACACGAAACGACUGCCAACACCCUGACCUUUGUCGUGGCUGAGCUCGCCCAAAACCCUGCCGUCGCCGAGCGACUCUACAACGAAAUCCACAGCAUCCUCGGCAGCGACGGAAUUCCCAGCCAUGACCAGCUGAGUGACUUCAAGUACCUCGACAAGGUCCUUAAGGAGACUCAGCGGCUGCAUUCGGUUGUUCCCAUCAUCUUGCGAUUCGCUGUCCGGGACACAACAGUCGCGGGCUACAAGAUCCCGAAGGGUGCUCACAUCGGUAUAAGCAUCGACCAUAUCCACCACAACCCCGAGUACUGGAAGGACCCAGACGUUUUCAACCCCGAUCGCUGGGACGAACCCAUUGUUCCCGGGAGCUUCAUUCCCUUUGGCGACGGUCCGAUGAACUGCAUCGGCCAGAAGAUGGCCGUGAUCGAGAGCAAGGUCUUUAUGAUCCGUCUGGUGCAAAAGUUCCGGCUCCACAUCGUCAACCCAGAUCAGCUCGACCCGAUCUACUCGAUCACACUCGGAUACAAGAAUGGACUCGACAUCCGACUGGAGAGACGUUGAGGACAUCCCGCACUGCAUGGUCCUUGAGGAGCAUUGUGGCAGCUCGCCAGUGCCCACAUCAAUAGAACAGAACUAGAUGAGCCGAUCCUGUUGUCGCUGCCCGAGCCAGAGAAUCGGCCCGCAUCAAGCACACCGCCCAAAAAUAGUGCAUGC
This is a messenger RNA of Polychytrium aggregatum, 1688 nucleotides long. Its product is annotated as cytochrome P450. Bases 63 to 1535 code for a protein of 490 amino acids. The record is from RefSeq and is a predicted model, not a curated record. Lineage: Eukaryota; Fungi; Chytridiomycota; Chytridiomycetes; Polychytriales. The transcript is spliced from 7 exons. Gene Ontology annotation, molecular function: iron ion binding; oxidoreductase activity, acting on paired donors, with incorporation or reduction of molecular oxygen; heme binding.